Pomacea canaliculata is the source of this 7268-nucleotide messenger RNA. Its product is annotated as disks large-associated protein 4-like. Gene Ontology annotation, biological process: signaling. Gene Ontology annotation, molecular function: molecular adaptor activity. NCBI's taxonomy places the organism in Eukaryota, Metazoa, Mollusca, Gastropoda, Architaenioglossa, Ampullariidae. The record is from RefSeq and is a predicted model, not a curated record. Gene Ontology annotation, cellular component: glutamatergic synapse; postsynaptic specialization.
CUAUGUAAGUUUGUUCCGGCGUCUGUCAUGGCGGUAAAUUCUAACGACCAGUUGUAUGGUCGCCUCUUCUGGACGUGCCACAUUCUGCGUAAUAGAUGCACGAUGGUCAGCUGAGCAAGACAUCUGUAUGCUGAGUUGACCUCUGUCAUCGUCCACGGUAUCAAAGUCUCUGACAGUGUUGCCUGGUAAAAAACUAUGGAUACACUUGGUCCUGUUUCUGUGCUAGAUAGUGGACGUAGAAACAGAGAUGUAAUAAUAACAGAUAGAAUCACUCGGCGCCGAAGUCCAGACCGUCCUCGUUUGAAAGCAGCCCACAGUGAACAAGACGUUGUGUAUCGUAUCCCACAGCCAUACAGAACCAGUUUCUCAGCCAGACAGUCAGUGGAGAGGAUUCCUGCAACUGAUCGAAGUCGAUCUCUGAGCCCCACCUCCAGUUUACGCAGUACUCAGAGCUGCAGAAGUGAGCGGACAUGGAGGGGCAGACAAAAUAGGGCAAAAAGCCCCAAAAGGGUCACCUAUGAUACUCGGGUGACUGUUCGCCAUUCAGACACUGAUGAUAGUAUAUUUACUGAACUGUCUAGUCAUGACCUUGAAUCAAGUCUUUGCCAUACUCCAAAGCCUAAUUUAACUUUCAAUACUUCUAAUCAGUCAGAAGUCUCCAAGGACUCGGGUAUAGAUUACUCUGUACAGCUUAAAGACCUCUCAGACCAAAUCAUUAAAAUGGACUGGUCCAGGAAGCAGCCUGAUGAGCUUCAUGGUGGUAGAGCUAGCAGUGGCAUUACUUCUUCAAGCAUUCUCAAAGAUUCACAGAAUUCUAGGAAACCCCAGUCUGGCAACCUAAUAUCUGCUGUAAACCAGUCAUUGGUGUCUACACAUGCACCCCCUUCACAAAGUGGAGACAAAGAAAACACACCAAACGGAUCACCACAGCCUUACUCUGCUGAGAGUGGUGCAGCUUAUCGAACACCAUUGUUGUCUCCAGACUACCAACCUGAUCGCAGCUACAGCUACCGCCAGGCCAUCUCUGACCACUAUAGCAGCGAUGUGCGAGCUCUGGUAGAUGCAGGCAUAGAAGAAAAAGGACCAUGUGUAUUGUCUGGACCUGAACCUGGUGGUCUUCAGCAAAGGUCCAACUCUGUAACUGCGGUGUCAAAGGCCAGCAGUCCCACCUCAAGCCAGCUGACACCAGCCAAACGCUCAGUGAGCACAUCCAUUAGCAAUUUCUUCAGACGUAUUUCUCCUCAUCUCGGACGCAAGCGUGGUAAAGAUCGUGGUGCCAGUUCAACAACAGCAAGCUCCCAGAGUCUGCCUGCAGCAACAGGGCAUCAGGUUGAACCGGCAACACCUUCUCCUACAUCUCAGAACCCUGCCAUUCCUGCUACCAGUAGUUCUUCAUCUGGUCAUUUCUCUCACAACAAAAUACGAAGCUCGUUCAUGAAGUUAAUGGGUAAACCAUCCAAGGAAUCAAAGCCAAAAAAGACUUCCAGCCACAGCAGUCAUCCUGAAAAUGUACAGGGUUCAGAAUCUUUUAGCCCUGCAAGUUGUGGAGAAACACCAGGUAAAACAGAUGAAAGGGACACUAAGCAGUCUCAGCAAAUGCCUGAAUCUGCGCAGCGAGUGCUUAAGUCAAUAGAAAAAAGUAACAUCAGCAACAAAAAUAUCUAUCGUGAAUUUAAGGAUAAGCGUUCCCCUCAUGGUAGUGCAACCGCUGCUGGUGCAGACUCUGAUCUCGAGGAACGUUACCGAGCCAUCAAAGCUCAGUAUAAAGAUCGUCCUUUAAGUUAUCAGGACAAUGAGACUGCAGCGCUGCUUGAUGAUAUAGCUGCUCCACCACCUAGCAGACACCCGCUGACAAGAUCAUCGGCUUUCAAUCACAGUGACAAAUGUGACUCUUAUCAGUAUCAAAAAGAUUCAUUAACGCGUGAAGAAGGGGCUUCACUGGAUGCUGAGGAAUCAGGAAACAUCACCAACAAAUCAAGAGAAAGCAACAAUCGAGGAGGAAAGGUGGCACCCCCGUCGUCUUUGGAUGUGGUUCCUCCACGUGCCAUUCGCUUGCUUCAAGCAUCCACAAUCAGCACUAUCUCUGGUGACGAGUCCAUUGGGGAGUGCUCACUGGAUUGCAACCUUACAGCAAGUGAACCAUCUCUGCUGAGUGGGAACAGUCAGUCUGCUGGCUCUUGUUUGUCCAAGAAAGCUGUGCUUAACCAGUCCCUGAUCAGCUCCACCGAAGGCCAUUUACCUUCUGACAAUACCCCCGAGUCCAGCAUAAACACUGCUGACACUGCAUCUUGUGAACCCCAGAGAAGACAAAAGGAUGCCUUAAUCCUUGGCCAAGAACUUUUGGACUCUGUCAGCAAACUAGCAGAAAAAGAUUACGCUUCCCCUGUGUCACCUCUGUCGCCUCCAAGUGCUCCUGAAUCAGCACACAAGCCUUCAUACCUUAAGCUAAGUUGUGCAGUCAGUGGGUAUGGGAAGUACAGUCGCUACUCCUCCUACAAGAGCAUACCUACAAGGUCACCUUUCUCAAGCACGUCAUCCUUGCGUUCAGAUCUCAGCUCACCAGACCCAUCAUGCCCUCCUUGCGCAGUCCACACUUGCGGGGAUCUAAGAGUGCAAUCAGCUGGGAGCGUGACUAGUCCCUCAUGUGUUGGUGAGAUGGCCCAGACAUUAAAAAGUGAACCGUAUGAUAUAACGCCUUCUUAUAAUGGACACUUGCCUAUACCUACUAUACAGCUUACUGGUGACCCUAUCAAGGAUGGAGAAUACUUCAUGAACUUUGCUAAUGUAGAGGAGCAGAGGCUGAAGCAUCAGGCACAAAAUGCUGAAGGCAUGAUGAGGUCUCAGGACCUGCCUGAAGAAGUAAAUGGGAAGAUACGAGCAGCCAUUGGAAAGUCUAAUCUGCUGAUCAGUCAGAAGUUCCAGCAGUUUCAUGAGUUGUGCUCCCAACACAUGCAUCCUGAGCCUGAAGAACGUGUACCUUUGCUGGAGGACCUUCAAGGCUUUUGGGACAUGAUCAAAAUCCAAAUAGACAAUGUUGAUGAUAUGUUUGCUGAGAUUCAGCAUAUGAGUCAGAAUGAUUGGAAGGAGGUUCCAAAGCAGGCAUCACGCCGCAGUUCGGCCAGUUCCAGCCCUAAGUCUGCAGGCAGUUUGUCUCAGGCCAGCACCCCUUCUGCCACCCCUGGACACACCCCAGGUUCCAAGAGAAGGGGCCUGAAAGGAAACAACAAGGACACUCCCGAGUCAUCUCCAGAACGCACACAGAAAGCUCGUUCUGCAGCUAAAGCCAGGGAUGAAGCUAGAAAGAAAAUGCUGGCAGAGAAGCGAGCUGCCAUGAAACAACAACAGCAGCAGCAGCAACAACAGCAAGAGGGGGCUGCUGAUGUGGAGAUUUUUCUGGCAGACUCUAGGAAGCAGUGAUUAUCUGCACACAGUAACUCAAGAAGAAAGUCCACUGCAGAUUGUUUUGCUGGUUUUUUUCUCCAUCCUGUUCCUAUUUUAGAGGUAGCUUUGUCCCUCUGUUCUACACCUACAAGCCCAAGUUCUCCAGCUGUCAAGCAUUGCUGACUUGUGACUUUUUCUUGAUGAGCUAAUUGUGCACACAAUUGUUACAGACUGCUGCUGGCUUAAGACAGCCUUUAAGUAAUUGAUAUCAGCCAUCUGUUUCCUGUUAAAACAAAAUCUGAAAGGGGCACAGAAAUAAUUAAAUAGGGCAUAGCAUGCACGUUGCCAAAUGGUUGAUGGCAGACUGCACAUUGAAGGUAAGGGAGGUAACAUGGACUCCUGGUGGAUAAUGUCCUAUCAAGGGUAUGUAGCCUUCAUUGUGCACUAGUGUCAUAGAAAAACUAACCCUUUGUCAUUUCUGAUAUUAAUGUCUAUAUUUAUUGUCCUUAUUUUCUAUGGUAUGCAUGUUGUCAGACUAAAGCCCCUGUGAAUAAACUUGGUAUUGAAACAAUUAUUUAGAUUGGUAAAGAGUUGGAACAAGUGCAGAGAAAGAUGUUGCUUGAUAUUAGUACCCAGUUAAGUAAUCAAGAAUUGAGGUUUGUCAUUUUCAGCUUUUAAUGCAUACCUUUAUUAAUGAAAUGACUGCUUUAGCCCAAGGAUGGCUGGAUUAUCUGUGGGUGUGCUUUAAUGGCAAAACUAAUUAAAAGUGUUUUAUUAAUUCUUAAUGCAUGCUGGUGGUCAUUUGCUAUUUUUUUCUAUAGGAAAAUAUACUUUUGCUGUAUAAGCUCAUUUCUCCGACUGCCAUAGCAACAACAAAAUCAAAGUGACAAUUUGCUUUCAGCCUUUUCGGGACCAUACUCAUCUUUCGAUUUUUGAAAAGCAAAUCUGUCUUUGACAUAAAACAUUCAACAACUGCUUGCAUGUGUUUACUUUUAUCAAGUGUUUAUGGCAUUGAGGAAUGUGGGAUGAACUUUAAUAAAUUCUUAGCAUAAAAAAUGCUUCUUUGCCUGCUGCCUGAGUGUUGAAAGUGUCUAUUUGUUAUAUAUUGAUUGAUUAUUUAUUGGGUUUCUUUGUAUUGUACAAUUCUUUUGGGUGACCUAUCUAAAGGCUCGAGUACCUUUUAAUGAAUCAGUUGCAUGACAUUUUUACAACAGUGUUGUAAACGUGCCUUCACUAAAAAUUCUUCAGCAAAGGCUAGGGGUUAAGUUUCCACUUUCUUGACAGUCACUAACACAUAAAUAAGACACUGUUAUAAAGUUUUAAUAAUAUUUGUUUUAAAAGAAAUCCCACCGAUAUUUUUUUAAGAGUAAACUUUAUCUUAAAAGAGUUUUCUUAACAGCAGUUUUAAGUCAAAACUAAUAAUAGAAAAGUAAGAGUUUUACCAAUUUAAAAGGUUACUUUUUGUUUCCAUUUGUUGGUAGUAAGUACAUGUAUACUAGAAAUUACUUAAAAGCAAGUGUUAGUAUAUUUUAUAUUUAUCUUACCAUUGAUUUCCAUACUAAUAGAUUUCUUAAACUAUGAUUUUGUAAAAUUUUGCUGAAGCAAAUGUACCUGGUUAAGUGAAUGAUUUAGAUAAAUUUACUCCACAGAGCCUUCUUGUAGGAUUGCAGUAAAGCUGUUCUGUGACUUAUGUAGAUCAGCGGUUGGGUAGUACAGUGCUUGAGAAUUAUUUUUUUAUUAUCGUGGCCUGAUAAUUUGAAAUGGGGGAUCUUUCUGUACAUUUUAUCACUUAUCGCUUUUAAAUAUUAUCUAUGCCUUUUAACUAUUUCUACAGAAAUACAUGGGCGUAAUAGUUGUACAGGCAGUGUCAUUCUUUGUGUGUUCAGGAUGUUAAAAUGCCUAGUGUGUGCACAGAUUUUUCCUGAUUUAUGGUUUUAUUUCUUGUAUAUCAGAGGGGAGGGUUAAAAGUUGAUUUACUUAAAAAUAUUAAUACAAAAUAGCACAUGAUCAUUAAAGUCUGUCAGUUGUGCCAUUGAGGUUCAGGGGAUUAGUUUUAUAAGAAAGUGAUGGAUCCACAACAACUGUCUUCACCUCCUGGAACACUGCAUUACUCUUUUAGCCCGUCUUGAAGCCACACUUUCCCACCCUUUUCAGAAUGUUCAGCUGCCUGCCUUAUUUGCAAAAACAUGUCUCUGUCAAUCUUGCAUCAUUCAGGGAUGAAGUUGCAUAUCUCUAAGGGCAUCAAAUACAAGGCUGUUUGAGUCUGUUGUGCCAUUAUCACUGACCUAGCACAUAGCUACUUUUCUACUAUAGUCUUUUGCUCUUCUCCACAUUGUUCUCUCCAUUCUGCCACAUUCUUCUUUUUCUGUCAUGGCUGCUUCAAGUAUUACUGCCAUGGAUUCCAUUCAUUCUCAAACUAGACCUUGACUUUAGAACCCUUCAGUGUUUGAUAUUUUCUUUAAAUCUUGCUUGAAAAUAUAUUUGUUCAGCAUUUAAUGUCUUCAUUUGCUUUUGACUGGAUAUGCCCGAGUAUUGCUUUUCAUUCCCGAAUGGUGUGCGUGACUGAAUAAGUGCACCCUACUACCUAUUAAAUGGGACGCCUUACAAAAUUAUUAUAAUACGAGAACUUUUUUAAGCAGAGAUCUUCAAAUUUGUUGUUUUGUUUUUGUUUUUUUUAAUUAUUAUUUGGCAUAGUUAAAAUGUGUCAAGCAUCAGUGUUUUGUGACGUUCGCUUUUGUCGUCAGCGAAUGUGCCUUUGCAAAUUGAAAUCCAACUCUUCCUCCACCAAUCUCUGUUUUUUCAGCUGCAGGUACACACUGAAAUACACUGUCUGCUCAUGAUUGUGUGUAUAAUUUGACUCUGUUUUUUAGCCUGGUUAACAAGUAUGCCAUUUCAAGAAUGAUCAAUAAUGUAAUGUCAGUGCCUGCUUGUGUUUAGUCCUGAUCCUAUAGUCAUGAACUGUUCUAAAUAAACUUUUAAUAUGCUAAUAGAUAUUUAUUGCUAUUGUUGUAAUCAUGUUUGCCAUGGGUUGGACAUUGCUCUUUGUGCAUUUUGGUAUUAGAAUGGUCAUCUAGAGCAAGUUUAAAAGUGUAGAAGUAUGCUGGUUAUUGCCUGCUGCCUGCUGGUCAAUGCAGACUGAGUGACAAAUAUUCAUAAGGAAAGCAAUGCACUUCAUCACCUGUUUGUGGUUAACUCAUUGUAUUUUUUAUCAUCAUUUAUUUAAGUUAAAUGUUUUGACAUAGUUAAGCAUGUUUGUAGAAUUUUUUCGUAGAUAAAUUAAUGUUGGUCGUUCAAGCACUAGAAGCUUGGUAAUUAUGUGACAAACGUCUAUAUAAAACCAGGGUACAUACUGGGUUUAUUUGUGGAAGUUUUACAUUUAAGCAGUGCCUGGUCCUAUCAAUUUUGUUGGUCUUAUAAGGAGAGAGAUAUGUUGAUGAGCUUGCAGUAUAGGCAUCACCACUUCAGCCUUAGAAAAUUAACCUGCAGCUUUAUCAGUGAAAGAAAACAAGGAAAAUAUUUUUAAAAUACAUUUUUGAAAAUUGUUUUGCAUUAAAAGAAUCAUUUUCAAAAGGGUUGCUUUGGGUAUCUUUUAGACAACUGAUAUCAAAUUUUGAUGUUAUGUUAGAAAUCGUGUUUUAGUCAAGUAUUUGUGCUGGUGGGAAGUAUGUAGGAAAGUACCAAAUACUCAGCAGAGUUGAGAUUUUACAUGUAUGUUUGACUUCUGUUGUAGAUAAUGAUAUUCACUAGGUAAGCAAAGAAAGUGUUUUCUCUCUCUUCAUGAAGAUGUCUUCAAAAAUAGUCAUAAAAAUAUUUUAUUAUUCAAUUUGAAUACACUAAAUCUGUUUGGUACUGGAUUUGGUAUAUGAUUUAAUAAAAAUGAACUUUUA